Uranotaenia lowii is the source of this 3548-nucleotide messenger RNA. RefSeq names its product homocysteine-responsive endoplasmic reticulum-resident ubiquitin-like domain member 2 protein (gene Herp). The record is from RefSeq and is a predicted model, not a curated record. NCBI's taxonomy places the organism in Eukaryota, Metazoa, Arthropoda, Insecta, Diptera, Culicidae. Gene Ontology annotation, molecular function: protein binding. The transcript has 4 exons. Gene Ontology annotation, biological process: endoplasmic reticulum unfolded protein response. The coding region runs from base 802 to 2556 and encodes 584 amino acids.
AACCCCACACCGCACACAAACAUCGUCAAACCAGAAAGAUCGAGGUGUUGUUUUUUUCCUGUAAUGGCCCGUUGUCUCUUGCACAACUAAAAAGACGGAAAAUAUAGUUAGCAAAUCAUUCGAUUCGUUGCAACUCGGAAGUAAUUUUCGGUUUUGAGUUUUCGCUAUCUCGAUGCGGCAGCGAUUGAUUUACAUGUGCGUGGGCGUUGUGUUGUUUUGAUUGUUUCAGCAAACUGGGACUACAACAGUGAAAAGAAUAAAUUUGGGCCGUAUAGAAAAUUACUUAAGCAAGCAAAAAUAUCCGUAACAGAUUGUGCUGCGUGCAACCUUCGAAAAGUGGAAAUUGUUCGUAACAGCGGGUGAAAGGAAAUUUCUCCGAUUUGGACCCGGAGUACGUGUGCUGAGUACCGCAAAGUGAAAGGUUUUACACUUGGAAAAACUGGGAACAAAGGAAAACGAUCCGAUCCGUGUCCCAAAACAAACAGGACCAAGGCCUAAAAUUAGAUCAUCAAUCUAAUUCGCAUGAUUGUGUGGUAGUCGUCAAUUUGCAUCCCGUAAAAAAUAAUAAUCUUGUUUUAAGAAUAAAUUACGCCGUUCAUUGGACCAGUUUGGCCUGAAUCCUCUUUCCGAUCGAAUAGCUAGAGCAAGUGUGUUUCGGGGAUCACCAACUGUAUCUCUCUACUGGGAGGGGAUCGGGAUCCGAUUAGCUGGAGCCUUCGAAACCGCUAACCGGAAUACUUAGUAAUUGCAUCAUCUCCGCAUCCGUAACAAUAGACAACCGAAUAUUUGCGACGAGGCAAGAUGGAUGAUGUUACGUUGAUCGUGAAGGCCUCAAAUCAGCAAUUUGCUGAUCAAACCGUCCACUGCGCACCUUCGUGGACGAUACGACGCCUCAAAGGGCAUCUAACCCAGGUGCAUCCUGGAAAACCGGGCACCGACGAGCAGAAACUCAUCUACUCCGGUCAGCUGCUUGGCGACAGCGUCGUACUCAAAGACGUGCUGCGGAACUACGAUGGCCAAACUGCACACACGCUGCAUCUAGUUUUUCAGCCAAAAAACUUUCCCCCCACCAGAACGAAAGAUUCCGGCUCCAGCUCAUCGAGCAAGAAAACAACGACAACGAUGGCACCCAAGUCUACAAAUGCCGAAACCUCGACGGCAGCAGCAGCCGGAACUUCGCAGCGAGCCACAACAGUCACAACUCCAACUCAGAAUAUCUCACCAGUUUCCACAACUGAUGGACUACGGCAUCGGCAUCACCCGGCAGCUACAUCUGCUGCUGCUGCUGCGGUUCCUUUCCUCGGAAAUCCCGGCGUGCCUCCCGGUGCUAGUACAAUUCCCUUCCCGGCUGGCGGAAUUCCACCGGCGUCGGCCGACUUUAUCAUGAGCCAGCAGCUAGUUUUUCAGAGCUGGAUGCAGCAGGCCUACAUGCAGUAUCUCAACCAGUACAUGAAUGUGAUAUCGAAUGGUCAAAAUCCACAGACGGUCUUUCCAAAUGGCGCACCAACGAACGUAAACAUGCCGACUGCAAGCGGCCCUCAACCUCCAACCGCCUCAACGGUUCCGGCCAGUGCAAACCCGAUGACGAUUCCUAGUCUACCGCCGAACCUGGCGUACUAUCCCUACAUGUCGACGAUGAAUUCGUCCCCGAAUCUACCAACGGCCAGCAGCAUUCCAGCACCCAUCACAACAGCGGCAUCCUCGGCUUCAGCUGCCUUGCCUAGUCAACCAUCAACACUUCCGGGCCCCUCGACAGCAGGUGCGGACUCAUCGAUCUCGGCUGCCGCACCUGGUCCUUCAACUGGUACAAUCGGCCCCAGGGCACCACAGACGCCUAAUGGAGCGGCGACUAACGCCGUCGACCAUCCCGCAGCAGAAGUUGCUGGAGCCAAUGAUGCUGCUGUCGCUGCUGCUGGACCGGCAGCUGCAGCUGCUCCAGCUCGACGAUUCCCUAACAUCGUUGUCGAGGAGCAGGAAAAUCGCGAUUGGCUAGAUAUUUUCUUCAGCUUGUGCCGGGUGGCCAUUCUUAUGACAGUCGUCUAUCUAUACUCUUCGCCGACUCGAUGCAUAACGGUUCUCUUCAUCGGAAUCAGUCUUUAUCUAUAUCAAAUGGGCUUUUUCCGUAACAACAAUGCCGAUCGGUUGGAACGUGCUCGGAGGAUCGUCGUUCAACAAAUUAACAAUGCCCAUGGAGUGCGACCAAAUGUCGCUCCCCGGCCUCGUGCUCGUGAUGAAGCAGCGGCUCCUGAUGCUGCAGAAAAUGAACCUUCGGCGGGGGCCAGUACCGCCAACUCGUCCGAUACAACCGAUUCGACGAAACCGGAAUCGAAUGAGUCUGCGGACCAGAAUGGUGCCACCAAAGAACCGUCUGAAUCGGAACAAUCAGCAUCCUCAAAUGGAGCUGGGCAAAACGAGGAAAACCUUCCGGACCAACCGCUUCUGAACUCGUCACUGCCGGAAGCCAACCGGAUAAAUCUGAACGACGCAGCAGCCUUCCUAAGGACGUUGGUACUGUCGUUCUUCACCUCGAUCAUACCGGAUACGCCCGCUGCGUAAAGACCAUGAACCAGCUAGUAAUUGUGAAAAGAACGAGACACGAAAAUCUAACGACAAAGUUUAUUAGGAAGAAAUUGAGCGAAUCUAUCAAACUGUGAAUAGCAAAGAAAAACUAUUGUGUUUGGUUUUGAUCGAUUAACAAAUCGAUAACCAAGCGCUGAUAUUGAAUUGUUUGUAGUCAUUUCGAAUCAGCUUUCAUAUUGUUGCAGUGUCAAUCGUUGGUCAAAAAAAGUCUAUUUGCACUUAAAACAUCGUAAAUCAUUGAACUUUUAAAAAAAUAAAUGGUUCAUAGCUCUUCAAAUAGGAAUGCACUUUGGCAAUGCUACAACAUUUGUUGGAAUAGUAACGAUCAGCGAACAUGUUGCAAUCUAGUGUAUUCUUUGUAUAUAUGUAAAUUUUUUUUAGUUGAUAUCAUUUCUUUCGUUAAAUUUGGUUACUUAUUUGACUUCCUACUAUACCUCCUAUAUUAUUGUUGCAUUUCCUUUAUAUGUUUAGUGUAAAAAAGCGGUAUCAUUUGUCUUCGAAGAUAUAAUACAUUCAAAACGUCAUCAAAGUUUGUAUUAACGGUAAAAUAUACCACAAACCCGAUAAUUUGGUAAACAUUUCUUGCAAAAAAAAACAGUAGAAGAAGAGCAAGGACGACAAAAAUUGUCUUAUACCUAACACAUGAAACUCAUACACUGCACUGGAUACUGAGAAAAAAUAAGAUUUUAUACAAACUUAACAAAGUAGUAAAACCAAACACAUGUAUGAUGGAUUGGACUUUUCGAGCCAUUCGAGCCAAUCAAAAGGAACAAGCUACAGUUGUAAACAAACACGUCGAAAAAAAUUAGUGCCCCACGUCAUCACAUUUUUAAUUUUUCUUUGUACAAUAUAUUAUUACUAGCUUAGUGUAUAACUGUAAAAUAUUUGUGGUUCAACAAAAACAAUGUUAUCAAUUUACGUAAUACAAAGUGGACGAAUAAAGUUUAUUUAUGUUUAUUCAAAUAAAA